Messenger RNA from Metopolophium dirhodum (rose-grain aphid), 2022 nucleotides. Its product is annotated as zinc finger MYM-type protein 1-like. The transcript is spliced from 10 exons. Lineage: Eukaryota; Metazoa; Arthropoda; Insecta; Hemiptera; Aphididae. The record is from RefSeq and is a predicted model, not a curated record. Bases 1 to 2022 code for a protein of 673 amino acids.
AUGAGCUUCAUGAGUUCUAAAUCUAACACUCCGACAACGGCGACAAGUACACCAGAAAAUGAUCAAAAUAUUGAUAAUCCUACAACAUCAAGUGCUUUUAACGACAUUAUUUUAAUUUCGGAGACUGCAGAUAAUUCUAGUGCUGAUAUUCACAACAAUGUAGCUUAUUCCGGAGACACAUUUAAUGAUGAUCUAGGUGAUUUAGUAUCUGGACCGAAUAGACCAAUACAAAAGGAAUAUCCAAAAUCAAAAUUUGGUUCACAAAAUCGCGCAUUUUCAUCUUCUUAUUAUGCUAAUUUUGAGUGGUUAGAGUAUAGUAUCAAGAAAAAUGCUGUAUUUUGUUAUGCUUGCCGCAUGUUUGCAAACAAUUUUGGUUAUACUGAAGAUACAUUUAUCAAAACUGGGUUUAAUAAUUGGAAAAAAAUAUCUUCAAAAUUAGCGUCUCAUGCUGGUACUAAAAUACAUGUACAAAGUACUGUAAGAUUGUCUGAAUAUGUAUUCAGUAAAAAGUCAGGGUCUGUUUUAUCAAAAAUGUGUACAGCCAAUAAAGUUUUAAUAGAAAAAAAUAGAAAAUAUGUAUCUCAGUUAAUAGAUAUAGUUUUAUACCUGAGCAAACAAGGAAUUGCAUUUAGAGGUCACGAAGAAUCAUUUAAAUCAACAAAUAAAGGAAAUUUUAAAGAAAUGUGUGAACUAUUUGCCAAACACCUUCCAAGUUUCAACGAAAUACAUGAGAGAAAAAUAAACUUAACUAGUUGGCAAAUUCAAGAAGAUAUAAUUGACAUCUGUGCAAACUUAGUAAACAAAGAAAUAUUUAAACAGAUAACGGAAACGGGUUUUUUUGCAAUAAUGUGUGAUGAAGCAAGAUGUUUUAAAGAAGAGCAGCUUUCAAUUUGUGUGAGAUAUUCAGUUAAAUUUCAAGUUUUUGAACGCUUUUUGGGAUUUGUAAAUGUAUCAACUGGGCAAGACGCUAGUCACAUAGUUUCAGCCAUAUUUUAUUUUUUUGAAAAGCAUAAAGUUGAUAUGAAUGCUGUUAAGAUUAUUGCACAGUCAUAUGAUGGUGCAAGUGUCAUGUCAGGGCAUCUUAAUGGAGUCCAAUCAAAAAUUAAAGACUUUUAUCCAUGUGCUAUUUACACCCACUGCAUGGCACACCAACUAAACUUAAUUGUUGUUGAUACGUGUAAAAAUAUUAAGGGAGCUCGUACAAUAUUUAACGUACUUGAAGCUGUAUAUGUCCAUUUUUCAAGACCUUUAAAUAAUUCAAAGUUAUGUGACAUUCAAUCUAAAUUAGGUUUAAAAAAAGGCAAUAUGUUAAGAGUAUGCGAUACUAGAUGGGUUUGCAGGUACAAAAAUUGCGAGGCUAUGUUAAAUAAUUUUAAUGCAAUUGUUAAAUACCUUGAAAAUGAAAUUGAUGAACAAUCUGAUAAAGAUAUUGCUCAAGCUAUUGGCAUAUUAAGUUCUAUACAGAAAUGUGAAUUCAUUAUUUUUCUUAUUAUUCUUAAAGAUGUAUUGAGUAUAAUGAACAUAUUAAGUAAUAGUUUACAAAGUAAAACAGCAACACUUGGUAAAUCUAAAAAUAUUAUUGAGUCCGUUAUAAAAACAUUUGAAACAUCAAGAACAGAUGAGGAAUUCCAUAAUGUUUGGAAAAAAAUAGUUAAUUUUGCUGAUGAAAAUAAUAUUAACUUACAAAUUCCAACUAUGGGAUCCAAACGUCAAAGAAGAGAAACUCAAAAUCUUCAUGAUUAUGUGGUGUUUGUAACUACUGGAGCAGAAAAUGAAGUAGUAGAUUCAAACACUACGGUUGAAAUAUACUGGCAAAGAGUAGCCUACAUGCCUAUUAUUGAUUCUAUUGUAAGACAUCUCAAGUAUAGAUUCUCCAAAGAGAGUUUAUUUAUGGCAAGCUCUGUUGAAAGUUUUAUUAAAAUGGAUUUUGUUGAAAGAUGUUUUAAUGAUAGAUAUUCAUGCUUUAAAAUCAGAAAUGAAUGUAGCAAGAAAUUGCAUGAUUACCAUAAAACCGGAUUUUGA